This is a messenger RNA of Coffea arabica (coffee), 480 nucleotides long. NCBI's taxonomy places the organism in Eukaryota, Viridiplantae, Streptophyta, Magnoliopsida, Gentianales, Rubiaceae. The record is from RefSeq and is a predicted model, not a curated record.
AGUUGCAUAUCCACGGAAGAAGAAAUGGCUGACGCUCUUAUCAGUUCCACAGUUAAGGUCACCCUGGAAAGGGCACUGUCUCUUGCCUCUGAUAGGAUUGGUAUGUUAGUUGGGUUCAAGAAGGAUGUGGCCAGUAUGACACGUUCUCUCCGGCUGAUCAAUGCUGUCUUGGCCGAUGCUGAAGCAAAGCAAAACCAGGACGGAGCGGUGCAAGCAUGGUUGGAGUGUCUCGAGGAGGUUGCUUAUGAUGCUACAAAUGUGUUGGAUGAGCUCAAAUAUGAAUCUCUCCGCCACAAGGUGGAGUCCCGAAACCGACACAAGCUCAAGGAAGUAGAGCAAACAAGUGCUAAAAAGGAGACUUUAUUGAUAAAAACACUCCACACAUGGGAAGUUCUAAAAAGAAAUACAAGCCUGGCUCCACAGGAUGCUACAAAAAGGGGAUUUCCUAUCUUUAUGCUGAAAAGGGUGGACUUGUACUAG